AUGAAGUACACUCUAGAAGACCAAGUUGUGUUAAUCACUGGUGGUUCACAAGGUCUGGGGAAAGAAUUUGCCAAGAAAUACUAUAAUGAGGCUGAAAACACAAAAAUCAUUAUUGUUAGUAGAUCUGAGGCGAAACUACUGGACACAUGUAACGAAAUUAGGCUUGAAGCCCACCUGAGAAGGGAGACUACUGACGAGGGCCAGGUUCAACAUAAGUUGGCCGCCCCCUUGGACCUUGAGCAACGAUUGUUUUAUUAUCCAUGCGACUUGUCCUGCUAUGAAUCUGUGGAAUGCUUGUUCAAUGUCUUGAGAGACUUGGAUAUGCUGCCCACACAAACUUUAUGCUGUGCAGGAGGGUCCGUUCCUAAGUUAUUUCGUGGUUUGAGCGGAAGUGAGUUGAAUUUAGGUAUGGACAUCAACUAUAAGACUACUUUGAAUGUGGCACAUCAGAUUGCUCUUGCAGAGCAAACAAGGGAACAUCACCUUAUCAUCUUUUCCAGUGUCACAGCCCUUUACCCGUUUGUUGGCUAUUCACAGUAUGCGCCUGCGAAGGCUGCAAUUAAAUCACUGGUAGCCAUUCUAAGACAAGAAUUGACGAACUUCCGUAUCAGUUGUGUCUAUCCCGGUAACUUUGAAAGUGAGGGUUUCACUCUGGAACAGGUGACCAAACCUGAAAUUACGAAGCUGAUUGAAGGUCCUUCAGAUGCUAUCCCAUGCAAACAGGCAUGCGAUAUUAUUGUCAAGUCGCUGGCCAGAGGACACGAUGACGUCUUCACAGAUUUCGUCGGAUGGAUGAUAAUGGGAAUGGAUCUGGGACUCACCGUAAAGAAAAGUCGCUUUGUUCCUUUACAAUGGCUUUUGGGUGUCCUAUCAAACAUCCUUGUUGUUCCCUUCUACAUGGUUGGCUGUUCUUGGUACAUCAAAAAAUGGUUUCGUGAAAAUGAUGGUAAAAAAGCCAAUUGA
Saccharomyces mikatae IFO 1815 is the source of this 963-nucleotide messenger RNA. It is a transcript of the gene TSC10, whose product is annotated as 3-dehydrosphinganine reductase. Gene Ontology annotation, cellular component: endoplasmic reticulum membrane. Gene Ontology annotation, molecular function: 3-dehydrosphinganine reductase activity. The transcript has a single exon. The coding region runs from base 1 to 963 and encodes 320 amino acids. The record is from RefSeq and is a predicted model, not a curated record. Gene Ontology annotation, biological process: sphingolipid biosynthetic process. NCBI's taxonomy places the organism in Eukaryota, Fungi, Ascomycota, Saccharomycetes, Saccharomycetales, Saccharomycetaceae.